Molecule: messenger RNA, 1162 nt
Organism: Lolium rigidum
Lineage: Eukaryota; Viridiplantae; Streptophyta; Magnoliopsida; Poales; Poaceae
Exons: 2
Coding region: 104-907 (267 amino acids)
Source: RefSeq, a predicted model, not a curated record
CUUGAUCCAAAUACUUUCCAAUCCUAGUGGGUGUCAUUUUUUCUCCCAAUGUGAACAGUUGGCACUCUCAGAACAGGUCCUAAGGUGCUGCCCAUUUUAGUGCAUGAUCAUGACUUCUGAAGAUGGAGACAUCUCCAAUCUGCUCUCUGAACCAAUUCUACCUGAAGAGCUGGAUGAGGCAUCUGGACCCGAUGAUUUCUUGCCUGCUAUAUUGGAAGCAAUCAUCAAAUCAAAAGAGAAGGAAGUUGAACUCUCUCCUGAGGAGGCAACUUGGGCGGAUUCGUGUUUUGUGCAGACCUCUGAACUGUCAGAUGUAGACUGGGGAGCAAUGAGGAAAGUCUUGCUCGAUUCCCUUGAAAAGCCAAUAGAAGAACCCUGUGAUAUUACUGAAGUCAUGCAUCGCCAAGGUACCCAUGUAAUUUCAGAGGGAGAAGCUCACGCUGGGCAUCUUGAAGAAGAUACUCAGAACGAUGACAUGGACAUCGAGCAACAAGGCAGCAGUUAUGAUGAUGAAGAUGCUACUGAAGUUGGCGAGGCUGCGAAUGUAAUCAGAGGUGCAGAUGGACAUGGUAAGCAGGUGGACGGAUACACAACAGCGGAACCUGAUGAUGGUGAUGAGUUGGUUUCAUCUGAAGUAGCCGAGCAGGCAGAGUCAAGGGACUCUAUCUUCAAAGUUUGGGAUCUAGGUGCGUCAGUUUCGGAUGAUGAGAUUGAACUUGUCAAGGAUCUGAAGAAACUCCUUAGAGACAAGCCCCAGGAGGCUGCGUAUUCACCUCCCAGUGACACGGCCAAGGCUUUGAGCGAGAUAAACAUCGAUGAACUUGUGUCGGGCUUGAGUGACUUGUCACUUCAUCAAACCAGUGAAUGUCGACCAUCCAAUGGUGAUGCUGUGGCAGGAAAGCAGUGAGAUUAGUUCCUUCAGUAAGAUUAGUUCCUUCAUAGGCGUCUUAGACUUCAGACUUAGUUGACUUUUUUUUUUGUAUUCCUGGUUGCCCUUUUCUUUUGUUAUUUUAAAAAAAUAUGGUAAGGUGUCAUACUGUUCUUGUUUUAGUGUGCACGUGACUAGUGAGAUCCAUAUUUUGUCUCAGCUGAUACUAUUUUUAUUUGUUAUUCUAUCUGGAACUCCAGGAUUCAGUUAACUGAAAAUACGAAUUUAGUAUUC